Molecule: messenger RNA, 2682 nt
Organism: Cyphellophora attinorum
Lineage: Eukaryota; Fungi; Ascomycota; Eurotiomycetes; Chaetothyriales; Cyphellophoraceae
Exons: 5
Coding region: 1-2682 (893 amino acids)
Biological process (GO): mismatch repair; reciprocal meiotic recombination
Cellular component (GO): nucleus
Molecular function (GO): mismatched DNA binding; ATP binding; ATP-dependent DNA damage sensor activity
Source: RefSeq, a predicted model, not a curated record
AUGACCAGUCUUAUGAAGGCCAUCACAAUCGGCGAUACGACCACUAGCACGUCGUAUGGCAAGGAGAUCACACGUACAACUUCAUCGCGUCCCAGGACUAGCCGAUCGAGGCCUCGAACAGCAGCAACCUCGACAGGGUAUGAUGACAACGACAUUAUUUGUGCCAUUAGCGAAUCUCGCGGAUUAUGUCCUACCGUUGGCCUUUCUUUCAUCAAUCUGACCACUUCUGAAGCUGUUCUUUGCCAAUUCGCUGAUACACAAACCUAUGCUCGAACCUGUCACAAAAUUUCCGUCUUUGCUCCGUCUGACAUACUUUACGCGUCUACUGCUAGCGACUCGAGCUUGGUGUCGAUCAUCGCAGAGAACUUGAAAGGUGAUGACAAUGAGAUCGUGCUCACAGGUCUACACCGGAAGUACUGGGCUGAUGGUCAGGGUCAUGAAUACAUCACUCGCCUUGCAUGGCCCGACGAUCUCGAGUCUCUGAAGGUCUCGGCUGGCGGUAAUUACUUUGCGACGUGCUGCUUUGCUGCUGCCAUGAGCUUCGCCGAGAUGGCGAUGAGUGUGACAUUCGCCCCACAGACCCUCCGCAUCCGCUUUGAAUCGUCAGAAGGCUCCAUGAUGGUCGAUCUGUCAACAAUAGCCUCUAUGGAGCUCAUCCAGAACUUGCAGCACACGAAAAGUCGGAAUUCCCUUUUUGGCCUCAUGAAGGAGACUUUGACAAGGAUGGGAGAACGAACGCUUCGAAGAAACAUCUUACAGCCCUCCACCGAUGCUUCGACCAUCAAUGAGAGAUACGAUGCGGUGAGUGAACUGUGUAUGAAGCAGGAAAUGUUCGCAGCGACCCAAGAUGCUUUGGGCGUUCUGGUCGACACAGAUCGAUGCCUGUCCGCGCUUGUCCGGUUGCCCACGAAGCUCAACUUCGAGUACAUGGAGCAGUCCGUCAACCAUGUCCUGAUGCUCAAGGUUUUCGUCGACGCCGUUAGCACUAUGGCAGGCCUCUGUGCCGCCGAGAACUACAGCGAAGUUGAAGACCUCGUCAAAUACGCCCUGAACGACGACGUGAGUUUCGUCACGCAGCCUGCAGAGCUCCGCAAUCAGCGCGUGUUCGCGAUCCGAGUCGGCGUCAAUGGCUUUCUCGAUGUGGCGCGUACUACGUACAAGGAGAUCAAUCAAGACGUCCAUGACAUGACGACAGAACUCGGCGAAGAACAUCAACUCUGCAUCGACCUCAAAUUCGAUCCGGCACGUCAUUACUACUUGCACAUCCCAGCAUCCGAGUUCGACGAACGACCCAUUCCCGACAUCUUCGUCAACGUAGUACGGCGCAAACGUGUCAUCGAAUGCCAAACCCUCGACCUAAUGAAGAUGAACCAAAAGAUCAAGGACGCACAUAACGAAGUUAUAAGCAUGAGCGACCGAUCUAUCCAAGAGCUGAUUGAAGCCGUCAGAUCUCGGAUUCACCCUCUCUUCAAGAUAUCGGAAGCCAUUGGCCUCCUCGACAUGCUUACUGGCUUUGCUCAACUAGCCACAACACAAGACUACGUCAAGCCCGAGCUCACUCAAGCUCUCGCGAUCAAAGCCGGCCGCCACCCUAUCCGCGAGAAGGCCCAAGCACAUACCCAUAAAUGGAUCCCCAACGACGUCUACGCCACCCAGCAAAACCGCUUCCAAAUCAUCACCGGCUGCAACAUGUCAGGCAAGUCCACUUAUAUCCGCUCUAUCGCUCUACAGUCGGUCAUGGCUCAAGCCGGCAGCUUCGUGCCCGCCACGUACGCCUCCUUUCCAAUCUUCCGCCAGCUCUUCGCCCGCAUCUCCACCGAUUCAGCCGUCGAGGCAAACGUCAGCACCUUCGCCGCCGAAAUGCGCGACAUCGCACACAUCCUGCGCAACAUCGAGCCGCACAGCCUCGUCAUCGUCGACGAGCUCGGCCGCGGAACCUCCACGACGGACGGCCUAGCUAUUGCUAUUGCAAUCGCAGAAGCACUAAUCGAAAGCAAAGCCUUCGUGUGGUUUGUCACACACUUCCGCGACCUCCCACGCAUCCUCUCUGAACGAGCAGGUGUGGUCAAUCUGCAUCUCAGUGUCAAUUUUUCCACCACAGACGACGACCCGACCACGACGCGCAUGAAGAUGACGUACAAAGUCUCCGACGGGCCUAUCCCGCCGUCGAAUCAGUAUUACGGCCUCGCGCUGGCACGUGCGAUCAACCUACCAGAAAGAGUGAUCGAAGUCGCCACCCUGGUCAGCGAAGAGCUGAACGAGCAGAAUGCAGCUAAGAAAGACGAGCCGCGCGUCAUGGCCAUGCCGCGGCGCAGAAGGCUGAUGCUGAGCUUACGAGAGCAGCUGAUAUUGGCGCGGGAGGGUGGACUCAAGGGCGCUGAGCUCAAAGCGUGGCUCAAGAAGCUACAGGAGGAGUUUCUGGUGAGGAUGGAGGCUUUGAAUAGUGAUGAGCAGGAUGUUGGGGCUCGUGAGGACGCGUUCACUGAGCAUACCGAGUCUGUUGAUGGAGACUAUGAUAUGGAGAGUGCUGGAGACGAACACGUCGCAGUCUCUACGAACACGGAUGGCAUCACGGACGCUGGCUCUCAGCAACAUGAUGGGGAUAGCACCUCGAGUGAGCAAGGAUUCGUUGAGAUCAAGAGAGAGGAAUUCGAAGGAAUCAAGAGAGAGCGAAAGUAUUGA